Molecule: messenger RNA, 898 nt
Organism: Brachypodium distachyon (stiff brome)
Lineage: Eukaryota; Viridiplantae; Streptophyta; Magnoliopsida; Poales; Poaceae
Exons: 1
Coding region: 74-448 (124 amino acids)
Source: RefSeq, a predicted model, not a curated record
UCAAAAGUUGAAAACAAAACACGAGAACACACAACCGCACAACACAAAAGCGUAAAUUGGCAAAAGGCAAACAAUGGCCGGGCAACGACGUCGUCGUGAUCCCGCCGUCGUCGCCGCGCUCCUGCUACUGGCCAUGGCGGCGUCGCUCCUCCUGCUCCAGCACUCCUGCGAAGGGAGGGAGCUGAACGAGAAGCCGGGCCACGGCGCACCUACAGCAACAGCAACAAGAGGCGCUGGCGCUGUUGCUGCAAGUGGUGGCGUGGACGAGAUGAAGACUCAGUUGGGGUUGCCAGUGACGCUACCGCCUCUGGUGCCCACCCUGCCGGUGCCGCUGCCUGUGCCAGCCGUUGGCGGCGGCCCCGCGAGCCCGGUGCUCCCGCCCCUCGUUCCUGGGAACCCUCCUGCUCGCGGCUCCGCCAACAAGUCGGCCACCAACAACUCUCCAUGAGACCAUGAUCAUGUUAUUGCUUCAUUGCUUGCAGGCUGCAGCUAGCUUCUGGGUUUCAGGAAAAUGUCCUUAAAUCGUUAUAUGUAGUACUACUCCGUAUCAUCCAGUUCGCCACAGCGUUUUUCUCAAGUACCUUCGUGUGUGUAAUCUACAGUAGUAAUACUUUUGUCAGUGUGCUGGGUCGUCGCCUGCUUCGGUAGGCAUGUCAACAUGCUGCAUCAUCUAUGUAAAACUUUUUCACUUAUAUUAGUCAUAUGUGAUCACAUCCUGGCGUGUCAUGCAACUUGGUUGACAACUUGACAAGUACAAUCAAGUCCGGAGUUAUGGAGUCACACGUACGUAGUACUUCACAUUAUUGAAGGUAAUUAAUCAAACAAAUAAUUAUGCCAACAGCAUCAGGCGACCAGUAUAGGAGUAUAGAUGGUAGGUGGUAUGUGCAAAGACCCAAAA